This is a messenger RNA of Alternaria postmessia, 1083 nucleotides long. RefSeq lists its product as uncharacterized. The transcript has 4 exons. Gene Ontology annotation, molecular function: RNA ligase (ATP) activity. The record is from RefSeq and is a predicted model, not a curated record. Bases 1 to 1083 code for a protein of 360 amino acids. Gene Ontology annotation, biological process: RNA processing. Lineage: Eukaryota; Fungi; Ascomycota; Dothideomycetes; Pleosporales; Pleosporaceae.
AUGCCUGCUACGCAAUCGCAAAGGGCAUCAGUCAUCAUACCAGCUUCUGCAUCGAAUGAUCUUGCAGCUGCUUCGUCUAUUCGAGGACUUGUCUCCAAGUAUGCACAAUCGCAACUACGCCUGAAGAAGCCUACUACUGUCUUUGUCGGGGGUACUGGACAAGAAGUAUUGACAGAGGCAGACUGGAAGACCAAUGUCAAGAGCGAUGUCAUAUUGCUCAUCUCAGCGGGAGAAGAACAUAUUGGUGCUAACAAAGAACCAAACGGGCAUGGAGCCGGGAACCACUUUGCCGAAGUCCAGGUUGUUGAAGCUUCAUCACUUGCCAACAUAGACAAUAGUCUGCAACAAGACAACGUCGUUCUCCUAGUACACUCGGGCUCUCAGGGACUGGGAGGCAACAUCCUUAAGAAGUGUAUGACAGAGACGCGCACUAGCUUCGGAGAGGGUAGUGCAGAUGCAAUCGGAUACAUGGAAGAGCAUAACCAGGCCUGCAUCGAGAUGAUCGCAGUUGCCAAAACUGCACUGAAGAAAUGCAGGAUGAUCGACAUCUGGCACAACAACGUUGAGCGUAUCGCAUGGCCUCCAUCAGAACUUUGGUCAGCUGGAAAAUACGCCUCUAGUAUCUACAAUAUUGUUCCUUGUGAUUGUGUGUACAUCCACAGGAAAGGCGCAGCACCAACGUACGAUCCGAAGAUUCAGUUACCGCUCAGCCUUCUUCCACUGCCCGGAUCCAGAGGCACACCGACGCUCAUUCUGCAGCCAACGUUCUCAACCUCCAACGCAUGGGGUCUGAAGAACGGACUUUCGCUUGCCCACGGUGCAGGAUGCGCCAUGUCUCGGGCAAAGGCACUGUCGGCAUCGGCACAGAAGUACAAAGGCCAAAACAUCCUGGAGCCACGGUUGGCAGACUUGCAAGGCACGUGGGUCAUCUGUGACGAAAAAGGCCUUGUUUUUGAAGAAGCUCCAGACGCAUACAAAGACGUUCAGGCUGUUAGUCAAGAUCUAGUCGAUGCCGAUGCAGCGCAAGUUGUCGGCUGGUGUCGAUCUAGGAUCAGCUACAAGGUCAGAAAUGAGACAUGUUGA